UUCAGAGCGGCUGCUCAGCAGUUUCCUGCAGAGCUGGGAGCCUCUGCUGAUCAGCUGUUUCUGGCUCUGAGCUCCUAUCUGGUGGCCAAAACAGCUCUUCCUGGCAGUGCUGUUUAGUUUUUUGGCCACCAGCCACUCAGCAAGGGGAACUCCCCUCCUGGGGCAGGGGCUGAGUGACCUCACCCCCACCAGUGCUGCCCCCCUCCUCCUACCUGCUUAUUGUGACAGCAGGCUGCUUUCUGUGGCUCUGCAGCUCCCAGCCUCGUUUCAACCUCUCAGCCAACUAAAGGCAGCAGCAGUAAGAUUGCAGAAGCACGUUGCCUGGCUCAGAAAUGUCACCAGCUAUAAAAAUCUGGACAGACUCCCUGCCAAGCACAACGUUCAGCCCCAAAACUGUGGAGGAAAACAAAGCUUGGCCCAAUACAAAAGAGCAACAGCUGCGUCUGGCUCCAAAUAGCUCCAUGCUGAAGGCUUCUGAGGUGGUUGGUAGCCCCCAGCAAAUGGGCCAGGGGGAAAGUGCCAUAUCUGCUGGCUCUCUUCCUGGGGCUGAGCCUGGGGAGGAGCUUGUGCUGGGGGAGGUUGGGGCCCUGCAGGACAAUUUGGGGGGGAGGAGGGCAGAUGCUGCAGACUCUUCCCAGUUGGAGAGAGAGGUGGAGAAGGAUGAGACAGAUUGGCCAUGUACACCUGAGACAUCUCAGGCUUCUAAAGUAACAGUGAGGAGGGAUGAGGCUCACACCCACAUGACAAUGGCAGAGAACACACCCUGCCUGGACAGUGACCCUUUGGACACCAGGGCCAUCCAAGACGCUGCUGCUGAGCUAGGGGUGCAGGAGAAGCAGAGCCAUGCUGCUGUAGCAAUGGUCUCAUUAGUCCCUUCUCUGUGCUCUCCUGAGAGGCCAGAUCUGUUCCUAGUGGGCUCUGCAGAGGGGUGUGACCCUGAGCAGGUGUCCGUGACACAGGUGCUUGGAAGCCCUCCUCCAGCUGAGGAGAAUGGCAUCUGGGCUGUGAUUCCUGAGGCUGAUUCUCUGCAGCCCCCCAGCAGCCUGGCCACCCUGAAGGAAACGGAAGGACACAGUAGUGCCCUGCCUAUCCAAAGGGGAGCACAGUUGGGAAGUUGCCCCCUCCCUUUUGCUGGUGAUCAGCCCAGCUUGCUGGUGACUGAAGAGGGCUCCCUUCAGGCUUCUGUCUGGAAGGAUGUGGCUUCAAGUUCUGCUCAGAAGCCUUCCCUGCAGGGAAGAGCAGCAGCUCUCACAACCCCAGUGCCCUCUCGUGAGGUUGGGUGCAACGUGGCUGGUACCAUCUCCUGGAUGACUCCACUGGUGUGGCUGGAGAAGAACAUGGGCACCUCUGCUAUGAUGGAGUCCUUGAGGCAAAGCCUGCCACUGCCAGCUCUGCAGAAAGAUGCAGGCACAAAUGUCACCCCAGUCUCUGCCUGCUCUGCGGGGACCUGGAUGACUCCCCAAGUGCUGCUGGAGAAGAGCAUGAACACCUCUGCGGAAUGGCCUGCCUGCGCAAAGGACAGUGCUGCAGAAACGGAUUCUCUGCUCUGGCACUGUUCCCGAGAGCACCUGACUACCCUGUCCCGGGCGGAGCUGGAGGGGCGGCUGGAGAGCACGCUUAUCAUCAUUGAAGCCCUCUCGUGCCAGCUGCAGGAUUGGCAACAGAGCCAGCAGCCAGUUUCUCGUCUGGGGCCGGCAGACCAGAGAGACGUGCUCACGCAGACUGAUGUCACCCACCCCAAAGCAGAGGAGCAGCUUUAUCAUGACUUGUACAUGGCAACCAGAGAGAGACUCAAGGCUCUGCAACGGACCCAGAAGAGCGAGCAAGCUCUAAAAGAGGAGCUGGAACAGGCCAGGGAGGCAAUGAGAUCCUGGACUGUGGAGUCUCAGUUGUUACUGGACACCGCAAAUACUUCCCUGCGGAAUCUUCAGGAAGACCGAGGAGCCCUAAACCAACAGCAAGAGCAGAUGAGGGCCCUGCUCUCCCGGAAACGGAGCUUGCUGGACAAAGUGGUGGCCAAACUGAAGAGCUGCCUGGUGGAGCGGGAUGAGAUGCGGAGCCGAGCAGCUGAGGCCCUCAAGGCUAAAGACACGAGUGAUCUGGUUCUGGAGGCCUUCCGUGUCCAUGCCAGCGCUCGGAUCGGAGCCCUGGAGCAGGGAUUGGAGUCCCAGUGGGAGCUCUGCACCCUUAUUGAGGAGGCUUGUGAGCACCAGAGAUCCUGGACUGUGGAGUCUCAGUCGUUACUGGACACCGCAAAUACUUCCCUGCGGAAUCUUCAGGAAGACCGAGGAGCCCUAAACCAACAGCAAGAGCAGAUGAGGGCCCUGCUAUCCCGGAACCGGAGCUCGCUGGACAAAGUGGCGGCCAAACUGAAGAGCUGCCUGAUGGAGCGGGAUGAGAUGCGGAGCCGAGCAGCUGAGGCCCUCAAGGCUAAAGACACGGCUUCCAGGGAGCUGGAGGUGGUUUCUGGGAGGCUGGAGGAAGUGACUGCAGAGCUGCAGGAUUCUGUAGCCCAAGUGGAUCGUCUGACUGUGGCAAACUCCCGGCUGGGAGCAGAUCUCAGCACACUGUUGAGAGACCUGGCCAGCCUGCAGAGUGAGCGGGAUGAGCUGCAAGAGAAGCAUGCAGACCUGUCGGAGGAGACAGUGCGGCUGACCAGGGAACAGGAGCUUCUCCAGCAGCAGUACGACAGGGUGCAUCAGGAGCUGCGUGAGAUGAUAGAGAGUCGUGAGUUCAUUGACCAGGAGAACCGUGUGUCCCGGGAGCAGCUGACAGAGACAGAAAAUGAGCUGAGAGCCACCCUUGAAGUCCUGCGGGAGCGCAGCAUGCAGUACGAGGACCUGAAGGAUGCCUACCAGCACCUCCAGAAGGAGCGGGACACCCUCCGUGAGGAGCUUGACUGCAGCAAGGCAGAGACCCUGGGCCUGCAGCUUGUUAGGGACAAACUCCUGAAGUCCUCCCUGGAGCUCACUCAGACCAAGGAGAGGCUGCUGGACCUCACGGACGUUCUCCAAGCUGCCCUCCCAGGAGAGGCUGCUGAUGCUGCAUCGAGGAGCAGAGUGUGUACCCCUCGCAGUGUGCCCAGCUCCUUCGUGGGCAGCGUCUUGAAAGCUAUGGCAGGAAAAGGCAUUGAUGAAGAAGCUGCUGGAGGCUCGACCGCAUUCACCAAGGUGGAACCUGCUACUCCUCCGAUGCCAGCAGUGAUUGAGGAGAGCCUCCAGGAGACUGUCUUGGAGCUGAGAGCUGCUGUCUCUCAUCUCAUCACUGUGAGCUUCCAGAGCCAGAAGGCGGCACAUCAUGAGGUUCAGGAGCUGCAGGCUAAAAUCUGUGACCAUCAGCACCAGCUGGAGAGCCUGGAAUCCAGGCUCCAGGCAGAGAUUGAUGCCCGGGAUGCAAACCUUGCCAAGCUAAACAAGACCCUGGGAGUCAGGUUUCAGACCGAGAAGGAGCUGCAGGACAUCAUGCGGCAACAGGAGGAGAAGAUGCUGCAGCUCAUUGACCGGAGUGGAGAAGUCACGAAUCUGAAGGCCGAGGUCUCUCACCUGAAGCACCUGCUCCAGCGUGUGGAGACAGAGGCUGCGGUGCUGUGGGAGGAGGUGAGGGGCCGAGAGCCCGACACAACACCACUGGAUGCUGACGCUGUCCAGGAGAAAGUCUGGCUGUGGCAGGAGGUGAACAAGCUCAGGGAGCUACUCCUGGAGACGCAGCAUGACUACCAGGCCCAAAGGAGAAUCCUGGAGGGGAAACUCCAUCAUGCCCAGAAGGUGCUAAGGAGCCGUGAGGAAAUGCAGGAGAAGAUCAAAGAGGCACAAAGCCCUCGGGAGAACAGCUCUGUCUUAGGGAUGGGCCCCACCUGAAAGCAUAGCAGGUGAGGCUGCCUUCAGAAGGGCCUGUUCUGGCAAAGGACCCAUGCUGUGGUUGCUAAAGCAAUGAUGUGACUGCCGUGGAAGGCUGGGGGCCCAGGAGCAUAGUGGGAUUGCAGCCCAGGGAGGGGCCCCUCUAUCCUUUUCUGCUACUGUCCCUGAGGGGCUCCCCACCUGCUGCCCCAUGCUGAGGGCAGCAAGUGGCUUGUGUGCGGUCACUGAAAUGACCACAGGUGCUCCGUGGCCUGCCUUCCGUAGUCAGGAAGGUUCUGGGGCCUACCAAGGCCUACGUGCUGCCCCAGCUGGCAGGCCAGAACCCUUCACACAGCUGCCUGGUCCUUGAUGUUCGGCUUGAAGGGCUACUGAUGGAGAACUCACUCGGCAUGGCCUGCCUAUCCCAUUCCUGGCUGCUGC
Chelonoidis abingdonii (Abingdon island giant tortoise) is the source of this 4277-nucleotide messenger RNA. Lineage: Eukaryota; Metazoa; Chordata; Testudines; Testudinidae. The record is from RefSeq and is a predicted model, not a curated record.